Messenger RNA from Trichoplax adhaerens, 2175 nucleotides. RefSeq lists its product as uncharacterized. Gene Ontology annotation, biological process: double-strand break repair via homologous recombination. The record is from RefSeq and is a predicted model, not a curated record. Gene Ontology annotation, cellular component: nucleus; cytoplasm; chromosome. The transcript has 8 exons. The annotation marks the transcript as partial. NCBI's taxonomy places the organism in Eukaryota, Metazoa, Placozoa, Uniplacotomia, Trichoplacea, Trichoplacidae. Gene Ontology annotation, molecular function: 3'-5' DNA helicase activity; four-way junction helicase activity; nucleic acid binding.
AGCCUAAAAGAAUUUGGAUACUGUGCGUUCAAGACCGGACAAAGAAAAGUGAUAAGUCGGAUACUCUGUGGGAUGUCGACCCUUGCUAUUCUUCCAACCGGUGGAGGAAAGUCCUUGUGUUACCAGCUGCCCGCCCGUUUGUACGCUGCACGAUCGGAGUGUAUUACUUUGGUAAUAUCUCCUCUAGUUUCUCUGAUGGAAGAUCAGGUAUCAAAAUUUCCGCCUUUCCUCAAAGGUGCCUGUUUGCACUCUAACUUGAGUCAAUCUCAGCGAAAAAAGGUGUACAAACAAUUAGAAGAUAAAAAAAUCUCUGUGCUUCUCACCUCACCGGAGACAUUAGUAUCUGCUUUAAAUGAUGGCGAACGUUUACGAACACUUUUGCCCCCUGUAGCUUUCGCGUGCAUUGAUGAGAUUCACUGUGUAUCGGAAUGGUCUCACCAUUUUCGACCGUGCUAUUUAUUACUUUGUAAGCUACUUAAAGAACGACUCGGAGUGAAAUGCUUAUUAGGGCUCACAGCAACAGCGACAGUCCCGACCAUAAAUUCCGUUUGUGCCCAUCUUGGAAUAGCGAAUUCAGACGAUGGAGUUAUUCAAGGGAUUACUCUACCUGAAAACUUGCACAUAUCAGUUUCUUGCGAUGAUCGGAAAGAUAAUGCACUAGUCACUCUCCUGAACGGUAAUCGAUUUUUAUUCAAAAAUUCAAUCAUAAUUUAUUGCACUCGAAGAGAUGAAACUGAGAGAAUAGCCCAGCUUAUACGCAGUUACCUACUUCGUCAAACAUUUGAAGGUAUGUCAAAUGUUACAGAAGUUACUUAUACCCUCUCAAGAGAAGUUGAUCUUGAACAUGCUGUAGAGUGCUAUCAUGCUGGAAUGUCACCUCGCCAACGAAGAUUAGUUCAGAAAAAUUUCAUGUCUGGUCGAACAAAAAUCGUAAUUGCCACCGUGGCAUUCGGUAUGGGCCUUGAUAAAGCAGACGUUCGAGGCAUCAUACAUUACAACAUGCCGAAAACUUUCGAGACCUUCGUCCAAGAAAUAGGACGUGCAGGCAGGGAUGGUCUACCGGCUCACUGCCAUGUAAUUUUAGGAGAAGACAAUCACGAUAUACGUGAACUAGAGCGUCAUGUUUACGCAAAUGCUGUUGAACCUUAUACUAUCAAACGAUUUAUCAAUAUGCUAUUCCCCUUCUGUGAUUGUAUCCAAGAGAAAAAAUCAGAAGGGUCUAGAAGUGAAGAUCAUGAACCACAAAACUAUGCUAUUGGACAUGAAGUAACGAUACCGAUCGAUAAGGUCACUGUCAAUUUGGAUAUAAGGGAAGAAGUGUUUAAGACUUUACUAUGCUACAUUGAUAUGCAAUUUCCUGGUCUGAUUUCUAUCCUAAGUCCGAUUCAUUCGGUCUGUGAAAUCAUUUGUUCAGAUAGUUACUGGAAGAAGCUUGUCCAAACAGUACCAAUAAUAACAGCCGCAGUUAAGUUACAAAAAAUUAAAAGACUUGAUAAAAGAUCGCCUUGUUUUACUUUUCCGUACGUUCAAGUCGCUGAUAAAAUGGGAUGGGAUUACGAACCCGUACGUCGUGAGCUUUUUAAACUACAGUGGCGUAAAUCCAAUGAUAAUACAAAUAAAUUUAUCAAAAGUGGUAUUAAUGUAACUUUUACAAUCAAUUCAUUUCAUGUUCGAGUGCCAUGUUGUUUGAGCGAUAGCGAUAGAGAUAACAUAGCUUGUCAACUUUUAGACAUUGUAAGACAAAAAGAGAAAGAUAGUUUACAGAACUUGCAAAUAAUUUAUGCUGCCCUACAUAGCGUUGCUUAUAAGGAUUGUAAAGAUUGUAUCGAUACCGUCGAUCCCGUAAAGUCAUGUGAACUACAGACACUAAUAAGAGAAUAUUUUAAAUCGCAAGAACCAAGUUCAUUACUACUAUCUAAAAAUAUUAAUACUGAAGCCCAUUUACCAACGCUACAAGUUUCUGAUUCUACGAUAGAUGGCUUACGUCGGGAUAUCUGUUCUUUUUUAUCAACGUAUAACGAAAAAUUUAAUGGUUCAUCAAUUGCACGUAUCUUUCAUGGCAUUGGAAGCCCAGCUUUCCCAGCAGAAGUGUGGUACCGGUGCAAAAGAUUUUGGAGGAGGCAUAUGGAUGUCGAUUUUAAAACUAUAAGUCGGGUCGCUACCCGAGAGCUAGUA